GAAGCUAAGAAACUGCGAGCUAGACGACGACGACGACAACGACCACGAUGAUGAUGGACAGCACUAGAAUUCUGGAGUUCUUGAAGGGGAAGAGCAUCCUCAUCACCGGAUCCACCGGCUUUUUGGCGAAGAUCUUUGUGGAGAAGCUGCUGAGGGUCCAGCCGGAAGUGAAGCGGCUCUUCCUUCUCAUCAGGGCGGCCGACGCUAUAUCGGCCGCACAGCAGCGCUUGCAAAAUGAGAUACUCGACAAGGAUUUGUUCAGGAUCUUGAAGGAGAAGCACGGCGAUGGGUUCCCGGCGUUCGCGGCGAGCAAGCUGUGCCCCGUGGCCGGGGAUAUCACCUAUCCAAAUUUGGGGAUUCAAGACCCCGAUCUCCAAGAGAAAUUGUGCAAUGAAGUCGAGAUCGUCGUCAAUGUUGCGGCCACCACGAACUUCUACGAUAGAUACGAUGUCGCUUUGAGUAUAAACGUGCUCGGAGCUAAGCGUGUGCUGGAAUUCGCGAGACGGUGCGCGAAACUGGAAAUGCUCCUUCAUGUUUCCACCGCUUAUGUGGUGGGAGAACAAAGCGGGCUCAUACUGGAGAAGAGAUUCGGAAUGGGGGAGACUCUCCGAGGAGGCUCCGAUCAUUAUCUCGACAUAGAGGCAGAAAUAGAGUUGGCGGAGACGAGGAAGAUGGAGCUGCAAGCCGAUCCCAAUGUCACUGAAGCAGCCCAGAGGCAAGCAAUGAAGGAAUUAGGCCUGAAAAGAGCGAAGUUGUUUGGGUGGCCAAACACCUAUGUCUUCACCAAGGCGAUGGGCGAGAUGGUCCUCGGGCAUCUGCGGCCGGCCGAGCUGCCUCUGGUCAUUCUGCGGCCGACCAUCAUACUGAGUACACUCAGAGAGCCCCUGCCUGGUUGGAUCGAGGGAACCAGGACCGUGGACAGCCUGAUCAUUGGGUACGCCAAGGGGAAGCUGUCGUGCCUGUUCGGAGACCUGGACCUGAUCAGCGACGUGGUGAGUGGUGGAUCGUCCUUGAGCUUUGUUAUGUUUAUUUUUGGUAUUGGCAUAUCGUCGAACAGGUUGAGUGCGGACGUGCAGAUACCGGGAGACAUGGUGGUGAACGCGAUGGCGGCGGCGAUGGCGGCGCACGCGGGAGAAGGGGGCGAGUUCAUCUACCACGUCGGGUCGUCGGUGAGGAACCCGGUGGCGUUCUCGCUGAUAGAGCAGUGCGGGUUCCGAUACUUCCUGGAGAACCCUCGCGUGACGAAGAGCGGAAAGACGAGGAAGACGAAGAGGAUGCCGGUGUUCAAGAACAUGUUCUUCUUCCGUGCCUUCAUGGCUCUCAGAUUCAAGCUCCCUCUAGAGUUAAUGCACCUUGUGAGUCUCCUCUCGGGCGGAGCCAUCUUCGCGAGCGAAUACAAGAAGCUCAACCGGAUCUAUAAGUUCGGAAUGCAUCUAGUCGACCUCUACCAACCAUAUGUCUUCUUCAAAGGCCGGUUCGACGAUAAGAACUUGGAAGGGCUGAGGAGGAGCAUGGCGCCGAGAGUUGACUGCGAGGUCAACAUGUUUGACUUUGACCCCAAGCACGUUGACUGGGAGCUCUACUUCUCCACCAUCCAUAUCCCUGGCGUCAUGAAGUACUCAUGCAAGUGAUAGUGAUUAUGGUCAACCCUAAUUAAUUCUAUAUUUUUCUACAAUAAAAGACUAAUGCUGUUGCUCGUUAAUGAUGAUGAUCAUGAUAUUUAGUGUUCAAAAUGGCAAUGUGAAAAAAAAUUCCUUCGAGCAUAAGAACCAUCGAAGGAGAGUAUUAAGAUAAUAGUAAAAUUAGGUCACAAAUUA
Zingiber officinale is the source of this 1817-nucleotide messenger RNA. Its product is annotated as probable fatty acyl-CoA reductase 4. Lineage: Eukaryota; Viridiplantae; Streptophyta; Magnoliopsida; Zingiberales; Zingiberaceae. Gene Ontology annotation, molecular function: alcohol-forming very long-chain fatty acyl-CoA reductase (NADP+) activity. Gene Ontology annotation, cellular component: intracellular membrane-bounded organelle. Gene Ontology annotation, biological process: suberin biosynthetic process; long-chain fatty-acyl-CoA metabolic process. Bases 48 to 1631 code for a protein of 527 amino acids. The transcript is spliced from 9 exons. The record is from RefSeq and is a predicted model, not a curated record.